Molecule: messenger RNA, 1474 nt
Organism: Quercus lobata
Lineage: Eukaryota; Viridiplantae; Streptophyta; Magnoliopsida; Fagales; Fagaceae
Product: transcription termination factor MTERF15, mitochondrial-like
Exons: 2
Coding region: 194-1297 (367 amino acids)
Biological process (GO): regulation of DNA-templated transcription
Molecular function (GO): double-stranded DNA binding
Source: RefSeq, a predicted model, not a curated record
AAGCCGAGUGAUAAAUGAUAAAUCCAUUAAACCCCUCUGUAACCAGACGCGAGGGUUUUUGUUUUCUUCCUUCCCAAAUCUACUGGGUGCCUGGUGAAGUAAAAAAUUCUCUGAAGUCACACAAGAUUUUGCCUCCGAAGAAUUGGUUAGUUUCUUCUCUCACUCAUCCUAGAAUUUUCAAUCUUGAAAACCCAUGUUUUAUUAUUUCUGCAAAACCAUUCUAAAUGGUAAACUCGCUGUCAGAGCUCUACCACCAAUUCAUAGACUGGGUUUUGAACAACCAUUUGCUGUCUCAUACCUCAUAAAAACACUUGGGUUCUCACCAGAAGUUGCUCUAUCAGCUUCCAAAUAUGUUCAUUUCGAAACCCCAGAAAAAGCUGAUAUUGUGGUUAGCUUUUUCAAGAACCAUGGGUUCUCUCAAACCCAGAUCACAAACCUCGUUAGAAGACUCCCAUCAGUGCUUAUAUCUGAUCCUGACAAAACCCUUUUGCCCAAAAUUGAUUUCUUUUCCUCUAAAGGCAUUUCAAGCCCUGACCUUGCAAAACUGUUUUCUGGGUACCCUAUUCUUUUAAAAACAAGCUUAGAGAAACAAAUUAUCCCUUCCUUUGAUUUCUUUAAAAAUUUGCUUCAGUCUGAGGCUAAGACCAUUGAAGCAAUAAAACGAUUUACGGGUGUGCUAAAAUGUAAUGUUGAAGCUCGUGUGGCACCAAAUAUUAAUACAUUGAGAGAGAAUGGAGUGCCUGAGUCGAAUAUUGUCACUCUACUUCAAUACCAGCCUAGAGCAUUUGUGGUCAAUCCGGUUCGGUUUAGAGAGAUUGUGGAGGAAGUAAAGGAAAUGGGAUUCAAUCCUUCCAGGAUGAAGUUUGCUCUGGCAGUAUUGGCAUUGCGGGCUAUGAGCAAAUCAACAUGGGAAAGAAAGGUUGAUGUUUAUAAGAAAUGGGGUUUGUCUGAGAAUGAUAUUUUUUUGGCAUUUGGAAGGCAUCCGUGGUGUAUGAUGGUGUCUGAGGAGAAGAUUAUGCGGGUAAUGGAUUUGCUUGUCAACAAGAUGGGUAUGGAUUCUUCCCUCUUUAUCAAACGCCCAGGACUUCUUUCUUUGAGCUUGGAAAAGCGGUUGAUCCCUAGGGGUUUUGUUUUUCAAGGUUUGUUAUCAAAAGGUUUGGUGAAGAAGGAUUUCAAUAUAUAUCCGUUGUUUGAGUGUCCUGAAAGGACAUUUGUGCAGAAGUAUAUUAUGCCUCAUAAGGAGGAAGCUUCUGAGUUGUUGAAGCUAUACAAGGAAAAAAUGGAUUCUUCAAAAUGAGAUGAGAAUAACCUUGUUGGAUUACUUACUUUAGUUGAGCUCCAAGAUUGCAAUUAAUCCAUUUUCUUUUUACUUGUAAUAUGAAUUCUCUUUAAUUUGUCUGACCAUUGAAGCUUGAGUUCCAGAACGAGAUGCAUAAUCAUCUGCUAUGCUAUUGUGAUCUGUUAUUGCUUUAUU